Molecule: messenger RNA, 3629 nt
Organism: Scomber scombrus (Atlantic mackerel)
Lineage: Eukaryota; Metazoa; Chordata; Actinopteri; Scombriformes; Scombridae
Gene: atp6v0a1a
Product: ATPase H+ transporting V0 subunit a1a
Exons: 22
Coding region: 137-2689 (850 amino acids)
Biological process (GO): proton transmembrane transport; vacuolar acidification
Cellular component (GO): vacuolar proton-transporting V-type ATPase complex; vacuolar proton-transporting V-type ATPase, V0 domain; plasma membrane
Molecular function (GO): ATPase binding; proton-transporting ATPase activity, rotational mechanism
Source: RefSeq, a predicted model, not a curated record
CUUUAAACCACCGAGUCCGCAACAAACAGCGUAGAGGAAACCACGGAGGAAAGGAAAGAGGAGAGAGAGCAAGCAUUCUCCAUCCUAAUAGUUUUAGUUGAGUUACGGGUGCUGAGCACUCACAUCCUUCAACAACAUGGGGGAACUCUUCCGAAGCGAAGAGAUGACGCUGGCUCAGCUCUUCCUCCAGUCAGAAGCUGCCUACUGCUGCGUCAGUGAGCUGGGAGAGAUCGGGAUGGUGCAGUUCCGUGAUUUAAAUCCUGACGUGAAUGUGUUCCAACGAAAGUUUGUCAAUGAAGUACGACGAUGUGAAGAGAUGGAUCGCAAACUGAGGUUUGUGGAGAAAGAGAUUAAGAAGGCGAACAUCCCGAUAGUUGACACGGGAGAGAACCCUGAAGUCCCUUUCCCGAGGGACAUGAUCGACUUGGAGGCCACCUUUGAGAAGCUUGAGAACGAGCUGAAGGAAAUAAACACCAACCAAGAAGCCCUAAAGAAGAACUUCCUGGAACUGACUGAGCUCAAGCACAUUCUGCGCCGCACACAGCAGUUUUUUGAUGAGAUGGAGGACCCCAGUUUAUUGGAGGAGUCAUCCACCCUUCUGGACCCCAAUGAGAUUAAUCGAGGGGCUCCUCUCAGACUGGGAUUUGUGGCUGGAGUUAUCGGAAGGGAACGUAUUCCCACAUUUGAGAGGAUGUUGUGGAGAGUUUGCAGAGGUAAUGUGUUCCUGAGGCAGGCAGACAUUGAAGAUCCUCUGGAGGACCCCGCUUCGGGGGACCAGGUCCACAAGUCCGUCUUUAUCAUUUUCUUCCAGGGAGACCAGCUGAAGAAUAGAGUGAAGAAGAUCUGUGAGGGGUUCAGAGCAACGUUGUACCCGUGUCCAGAAACACCUCAGGAGAGGAAAGAGAUGCUAGCAGGAGUGAACGCCCGCAUUGAAGACCUGCAAAUGGUGCUGAACCAGACAGAGGAUCACAGGCAGAGGGUCUUGCAGGCUGCAGCCAAGACAGUCAGAGUGUGGUUCAUCAAGGUGAGGAAGAUGAAGGCCAUCUACCACACGCUAAACCUCUGCAACAUUGAUGUGACCCAGAAGUGUCUGAUUGCCGAGGUGUGGUGUCCUGUCUCCGACUUGGACUCCAUCCAGUUUGCCCUGCGCAGGGGGACGGAGAAGAGCGGCUCCACUGUGCCUUCCAUCCUCAACAGGAUGCAGACAAAGCAGACCCCACCCACCUAUAACAAGACAAACAAGUUCACCUCAGGCUUUCAGAACAUUGUGGAUGCUUAUGGAAUCGGCAGCUACCGUGAGAUUAAUCCAGCUCCAUACACCAUCAUCACCUUCCCCUUCCUAUUUGCGGUUAUGUUUGGUGACCUGGGCCACGGGACGCUCAUGACCUGUGCUGCUCUAUACCUCGUGCUAAGAGAGAGCAGGCUGAUGGCCCAGAAGAACGAUAAUGAGAUGUUCAGCAUGGUGUUUGCAGGGCGCUACAUCAUCCUGCUUAUGGGAAUCUUCUCAGUUUACACGGGCAUCAUUUACAACGACUGUUUCUCUAAGUCCCUCAAUCUGUUUGGCUCGGGCUGGAGCGUCAGGCCUAUGUUCGACCGUCGAGUGGGGGGCAACUGGACUGAUGAAACACUCGAGGGAAACAAGAUUUUGCAGUUGGACCCAGCAGUAGAUGGAGUUUUCACAGGGGCUUACCCUAUCGGCAUUGAUCCGAUAUGGAACAUUGCCACCAACAAGCUGACAUUCCUGAACUCCUUCAAAAUGAAGAUGUCUAUUGUCCUGGGAGUCAUCCACAUGCUGUUUGGAGUCUCUCUCAGUCUCUUCAACCACCUGUAUUUCAAGAAGCCACUGAAUAUCUACUUGGGAUUUAUCCCAGAGAUUAUUUUCAUGUCCAGUCUGUUUGGCUACCUCGCCCUUCUAAUCUUCUAUAAAUGGUUGUCAUACGAUGCAAGAACCUCUAAAGAUGCGCCUAGUCUCCUCAUCGCCUUCAUCAACAUGUUCCUGUUUAACUACAGUGACCCCACUAACAAACCUCUGUACAGAGGACAGAUGGUCUUACAAUCACUCUUGGUGGUCAUCGCCCUGGCAUGUGUUCCUUGUAUGUUAAUAGUGAAAACUCUGGUUCUGCGGAGACAGCAUUUGUGGCGGAAAAACUUGGGCACAGAAAACUUUGGAGGGAUUAGGGUGGGCAACGGUCCCACUGAGGAUGAGGCAGAAAUCAUACAGCAUGACCAGCUCUCACAGCACUCUGAGGAGGAGCCUGAGCGUUGCCUUUUGUCACCUGCUUUCAAGGCCCGGGAGGAGGAAGAGUUUAACUUUUCAGACGUGGCCGUGCACCAGGCCAUCCACACUAUAGAGUACUGCCUGGGUUGUAUCUCCAACACUGCUUCCUAUCUGAGGCUUUGGGCCCUCAGUCUGGCGCAUGCACAGUUGUCAGAGGUGCUGUGGUCCAUGGUGAUGCGCAUCGGCCUUUCCACAACCAGCAUUGGAGGGUUUUUCCUUCUCACCAUAGCCUUUUUCUUCUUUGCUGUUCUCACAGUUGCAAUUCUUCUCAUUAUGGAAGGUUUGUCAGCCUUCCUGCAUGCACUGCGACUGCACUGGGUGGAGUUCCAAAAUAAGUUUUACUCAGGCCAGGGCUUCAAAUUCCUCCCCUUCACAUUCGAAAGCAUCCUGGAUGGGAGUUUUGAAGAAUGAGAUCCGAGAAUCAGUUUGGUGUUGAAUAGAGAUUUUUUUUUUGACGUCUGUCAAACUGCCAAUAGUUUUAAGCUUCUCACCAUUUUAAGAAUCAUCAUCUAAAUUGGGAACAUCUACUCAGAAAUGACUUUUCAUUCAUUCAUUCCUCAGAAAAAGAAGCAUUAUCUGUAAUCUGUUAUGUGUCUUGUCUUAGUGAAGUCAUUUGUUUUACUUGUUUGUUUUAUUUAGUUUAAUAUUAUUUAUGCGAUUUUGUCCUAUUGUAAAACCUGCAUUUUGUUUUCAUAUGUGGGAGUGUUGCACUGCAGAUCAUUAUGAAUUAGAUCUACUAUUUGUUGACAGAUGCUUAUUCAGAGUAAAGUGGCUUAAACAUGUAUUUAACUUUCUUUAUAUCUUUGCGUCAUUGUAUUCAGGUUGUCUCUUUCUCUCUGUGUCGGCAUUGUUCUUUAGCACCAAUCAACAUCUCGUACACAGCUCAGCUCAUCAGUUCGAUUUCGGAAACAUGCACACGCACGUUGCACAUGCAGACCCCGCUAUAACGCUGCAAACUGACCUCGCACACAGAGCUGUAAAAGGUCUAAAGGGAAUACAAUUUAACAGUUGUUUGAAAACUAAGAUGAACGGACUGUUUAAUCCUGUGUUGUGCUCUAACAUUGCCACAAAUCUCCUUUGUGUUUAUUGCGCUGUUCCUGUCGGUAUAUGUGAUAGAAUGAAGGGGGAUGUUCUUUAAUAAUCCAACAUACUAAAAUGAUUUGACAGUAUCAGCCUUUCUUAUUUUUGUUGUUUCAUAUGCUGGUUUCACUUGUUGUUUAAAAUGUUAUCGUAACAUUUAGAAGGGAGUACGGACAGCAUACAGAAGAUAGGCUCAUAUAGAAUUCCUCCAAAAUUGUGACGCACCCACAUUAAUCAUGUGUCUCUGUGUCAAUAAAGUGGUAAGAGCUGG